AUAGAGUUCCAUUUCAUAUGAGCUUCUUGUGUAAAAUUACAAUCUCAACAUAUUUCAUAAAAAAAAUUAUGAUUCCAAUUAUCCCAAUUAAUAGGUUCUUAAAUCACCCUUUAUUAUGGAGAUUUACAGGCUUCAUAUCAAGUAUAAUUGGACUACUCUGUUACGCACUAAGCUCCUCUUUCAAACAUCUAUUUGGAGAAUGGAAUUUACCAAAGAUUUUUCUCUAUGUAAUUGUAAGUUUCAUCACGUGUAGCAUUAUGUUACUCGCAAAGAAAUUCCAACUAUCAAGGAGUCUAAUAUUAAAAGCUCACACAGCGUUUUUGGUUCUUAUGCUAACUUCUGUUUACUCAUUUUUCUACGACAAAAGAGUGAAUGGAAAAUCAGAUGUAUUGGGUUUGAUUUCGUGUGUUGCUUUUGCUUUGAUGUCAUUAAGUUUGUCGAGACAAAUUGAGAUUGGAUUUGAGGUUGAGUUGCUUAAUUUUUUUCUUGGAUGUCUUACGGUGCAGCUUAUGAAUUUUAAUUUGAUGUUUGCUUCUAUUGGAGGUGUGUUUUGUUAUUUUGUUAUUGUUUUUCGGGCUUAUUUGGAUUCACAACAAGAGGGAAUUGGGACUGUUGAUGCCACUGUUUCUGAUCAUGUUGCCAUAGAAAUGGAUGGUGUGGCAAUAAAUGACAAUCACCACCAAGAGUUAACCUCGUUGCGCAAAAGGCAUAUAGUUACAUGUGCUCCAGACGAGAUGCACCCAGGAAAGAGUUUAGCUGCUUACGAGGAAUUUGUUGAUGUUGCACAACGUGUACGAGCUGCAUUUAGAGAACACACAGAAAAAGAAAUAAAGGAAUUUAAGUUUUUCAGCCAAGAAAAUGAAGCACGUAAGAGAAUUGCUGCAAUUAAGAUUCAGCAUGCCUUUCAUAACUACAAAGCAAGGAAGAAGAUUAAUGCUGCUAUUCGCAUCCAACGUAGCUUCCGUGCAAGAAAUGUUGGCAAAAUUAUCACAUCGUCUAAUAUUAUUAAGAAAGAGGGAAAGUUGGGUACUGCUGUUGCUGUUGCCAAGGAGGAUAGGACCAAGGUGAGGGAGCGAUGGGAGAUCGAGACUAAGGUGCACUGCGAUUACCACGUCUCCAUCCGCGACCCUGGUUGCCAUGGGAGCGAGAACGGUUGUCGGGGCGGCGGUUGCCACGCUGAGAGGUGCGACGACGACGACGCGAACAAAGGCGAAAGGCGAGAGAAUAUGGUGGUUCUCGUGUUUGGCGGCGGCGGUACAGAGUACAUUAGUCCUGUUGCGGCGACAGACUUCAAGGAGGGAGAAGAAGCAUGCGGCGGCAAACUGAAUGAGGGAGAAGAAGAAAUGUUUCGUUCCCAUUUGCAGCUUCUUUUUUCCUCAUUACAUGAGAUUAUCGAUAAACUUGCAUUCAUAAAAAUGUCUGAAAACGGAGAAGAGAAAUUACUCGCUAUGGCACGUCACAUAGCAAAAACGCUAGGCCAUAACAACAAUGUUAUGGCUGAUGACAUUCUCCAAAUAUUCUCGAAUUUCGAUGGAAGAUUCUCGAAGGAAAAUCUUUCCGAGAAAGUCGCGGUUGCAGAUACAGAUCCCAGAACCUGCGCCGCACUGGAUCACUGCCUCAAAGCCCUCGACCGUCGCAUCUCUCACUACGUCUCCUCCGAUCACCCUAUCUGGGCGGAUUCCGCUGACGCCGAGGCUUUCCUUGAAGCCGUUGACGACCUAAUCGCCUCCGUCGCAGAGUGGAACCACCUCACCGCGGAUAAAUCCAUCGCAACGUGUCUUGCACGCGCUGAGGAUAUGCUCCAGCACGCUAUGUUCCGUCUUGAGGACGAGUUUCGCUCUCUCAUGGAACGCGGUGGUGAGUCGUUUGACCUAACUGAGAAUUUACCGUUUGAAUCGGAAGAAGAAGAUGAAGAAGUUAGGGACGGUGAAGAAGAAGAGGAUCUAAUUCCUGUUGCCAUGCCGGUAACCGAUUACGACAUCGUGAUUGAUGCUUUGCCGUCGGCGACGAUUAACGACCUUCACGAGAUCGCAAAGCGAAUGGUUGCUGGUAGUUUUGGAAAGGAAUGUUCGCAUGUUUACAGUAGUUGCCGGAGGGAGUUCUUGGAGGAAAGCCUCUCGAGAUUAGGGUUACAGAAACUUAGUAUCGAGGAUGUUCAGAAGAUGCCAUGGCAGGAUAUCGAAGAUGAGAUUGAAAGAUGGAUUAAAGCUUCCAAUGUCGGUCUCAAGAUACUUUUCCCCAGCGAGCGACGACUCUGUGAUCGCAUCUUCUUCGGAUUCUCCUCCGCCGCGGAUUUCUCCUUCAUGGAGGUUUGCAGAGGAUCCACCGUUCAGAUGUUGAAUUUUGCUGACGCUGUUGCCAUCGGAAGCCGUUCGCCUGAUCGGUUAUUCAGAAUCCUCGACGUGUUUGAAACAUUGCGUGACCUAAUUCCAGAAUUUGAGGUUUUAUUUUGUGAUCAGUAUAGCAUGUCUUUAAGGAAUGAAGCAUUGACGAUAUGGAAGAGGUUAGGGGAAGCAAUUAGAGGCAUUUUCAUGGAAUUGGAGAAUCUAAUUCGCCGAGAUCCAGCUAAGGCGGCAGUUCCUGGUGGUGGACUUCACCCGAUCACCCGAUAUGUGAUGAACUACCUCCGUGCUGCAUGUCGGUCGCAGCAGACAUUAGAGCAAGUGUUUGAAGACUACGGACAUCCACUAAAGGAAUUUCCAAAAAUUGAUGAUAGAAUGCAUUCAUCUUCCUCUUUGUCAGUGCAAAUGGAUUGGAUUAUGGAGCUAUUAGAAAGCAAUUUGGAAGCCAAAUCCAGAAUCUAUAAGGACCCUGCUUUGUGCUAUGUUUUCUUGAUAAAUAACUGCAAGUACAUUGUUCAAAAGGCUGAAGAUAGUGAAUUAGGAGCACUUUUAGGAGAUGAUUGGAUCAAAAAACACACUGCAAAAAUUCGGCAGUAUCUUAUGCAGUAUCAAAGAAGCUCAUGGAACAAGGUGUUUGGGUUUCUAAAGAUGGAGAACAGUGACUCAAUACCACCUAAUGCCAUAGCAAAGUCUAUGAAAGAGAAGCUGAAAUCGUUCAACAUGGUGUUUGAUGAGUUAUGCAGGGUUCAAUCUUCAUGGUUUAUCUUUGAUGAACAGCUUAAGGAAGAAAUAAGAAUUUCCAUUGAGAAACUGUUGUUACCAGCUUAUAGGAAAUUCAUUGGGAGGUUUCAGAGUGUUGCUGAAGUUGGUAAGAAUACUGAUAAGUAUGUUAAAUACGAAACAGAGGAUAUUGAAGUGAAACUCAACGAUUUGUUUCAAGGAAGCAGUGGAUCAACUGGUAGCAGAAAACGCAGCUAGAGGUGUAUGUUUUAUUGUGUAUUGUGUAGCUGUAAUACAAAGUUUUGAGGGUAGUUGUAAAAGAUGUAUGAUCUUGUAUACUAGUAGAGUAUACAUAUUACUAUAUAUUGUUCUGCUCAGCAUCAUUAUGGUGAUCGAAAAUGUUUUGCAAUUGUUGAGACUUGAAAAUCA
Messenger RNA from Lathyrus oleraceus (garden pea), 3491 nucleotides. RefSeq names its product exocyst complex component EXO70B1. The transcript is spliced from 5 exons. The coding region runs from base 18 to 3320 and encodes 1100 amino acids. Gene Ontology annotation, biological process: exocytosis. The record is from RefSeq and is a predicted model, not a curated record. Gene Ontology annotation, cellular component: exocyst. NCBI's taxonomy places the organism in Eukaryota, Viridiplantae, Streptophyta, Magnoliopsida, Fabales, Fabaceae. Gene Ontology annotation, molecular function: phosphatidylinositol-4,5-bisphosphate binding.